Corticium candelabrum is the source of this 2423-nucleotide messenger RNA. RefSeq lists its product as uncharacterized. The transcript is spliced from 6 exons. The record is from RefSeq and is a predicted model, not a curated record. Gene Ontology annotation, cellular component: membrane. Lineage: Eukaryota; Metazoa; Porifera; Homoscleromorpha; Homosclerophorida; Plakinidae. Bases 100 to 2160 code for a protein of 686 amino acids. Gene Ontology annotation, molecular function: heparan sulfate 6-sulfotransferase activity.
ACAAAUAGAAUCCGGAACUGGAAACCUGACAACAAGCCUCAUACUAAUGCCAUUAUCGGAACCUACUACGCUUGCUACUCUGUUGUUACUCCGUGCUGAAUGGACGUUCUCCACGUGUGCUUCUCAACUAGACGCAUACGCAGGUGGGCGUGUCUUGCCUGUCUCAUUGCUCUAGUACUCAUAGCCGUCGCAGUCGUCGUGAACGUUGGCAAGUACAUGAGUACGGACGUGCCUAUGGAAGCCAAAGAUCAUGUAGCAAGACGCGAAGUAAGAAACGCUAAUGGACAGCAGACGAGAAACUCUCAAUCUGGACCAUUUGGGAGUAGAAUAGAGAUGGUGCAACAUGGAGUCAGUGAUUUAAAUCAGCAAGGCGGACAUGGUGUCAACAUACUGGGUAGUCAGACACGCUUAGCAAUUCAACCUCAAGACAAACGAUCCCAACUACAUUCAACCGAUAAAUUUCGAGUGUCGAAUAGUGAAGCAAAGCCACAGAAACAGAUGCAUGGAAAUGGGUUGGAUGUCAAGUCUACAAGCAGCCAACUAUUACUCCAAAAUAAAGAGGGAAAACAAAGGAGUUUUAACUAUAAAUUGAACUCACCGUUGUCGUCUUUCAAUCAAGCUGCUACUCGUGUGCAUCUCUUGCAACUACCUAAUGAUGAGGCUGGAAGGUUUGUUCAGUUUUUGCGACGUUCUGUGGGGUGUGGAUCACGCACGUCGUGUUGUUUUGAUUCGUUGGAGUGUAAAGACUGUGGUGUUCUUCGUCAUCCUUGUAGAGUAAAGGAUGCGUUUAGUUUGAGGAUUGAUACAAGUGUUGUUAGUGCUAUUCUGAUUCAGCAUCCGGUUCAAAGAGUUAUGUCUUGUUUUGUUAAUGCUAGAGUUGGAAAGAGAAGUUGCACUCUACCAAAUGACAUAACUACUGCUGUUGCCAACAAGAAGAUGAGUGUUAAAGAGUUUGUAUCACAUAAUUGCACUAGCAAUGUUUUAACUCGAGCUCUUCUUGGUGACUCACUACUGCCAUGUAAAUUUGGAAAGAUCACACAAGACCAGUUUCUGACAGCAAAGGCAUUGCUUAUGAAAAUCGACUUUGUGGGAUUGAAAGAGUACCUACCUCAAUCAGCACGCCUCUUUCAAACUCAACUGAAACAGAGAGGUUUCAUCAAGUUUGUGAACGUUUCUACUAACGACAUUCCCAACGUGCUUGUCUCUCCGGUGUACGGCGAAGAACACAGGCAGCAGUGUCUGUCUGACGAAGAGACGAUCGCCAUCUACAGAAGCAACAAAUACGACCUAAAACUCUACGAACAUGCCGUCGACAUCUUUUUUCAACAACUCUGCACAUCUGGUGUACAUUGCUACCCGAUGACCGAAUUGUCGCACGCAGUCAUGCUUGAUGCGGAUCCGUAUUAUUGGUACAGAUCACCGUAUGCGCCACUACCACAGAUAAUAUCGUUUCUUCACAUUCCCAAGACUGCAGGGUCGGCGUUUGUUCGAGUUCUGCGUCAGGCUGUUGGUUGUGAUUCGGUGUGUUGGUGCACGGGGACGUGUCACUCGUCGUGUCCGUAUGUUGUCGGUCAGUGUGGUCAUAAUUCUGACGUUCCUACUGGUGUGUGUGGCGGGCAGCCGGUUGUGGCGGCUGUGAUUAUGAGGGAUCCCGUUCAGAGAUUGGUGUCGAACUAUGAGCAUGCGAAGACUGUGAAGAAAGGAGAAUGUUGUGGACUUCCAAGAAGUGUUUCUGAUGCUGUCAAUGAUUCGAAAAACAGCCUAUCACUUCCCGAGUUUUCCUCCCGCAAUGGAGUCAGCAACGCUAUGACUCGAAUGUUGGCCGGUUUCGAUGUUUACGAUCCAACGGUUGUCGCCGACCAGAAAACUCUCGAGAAAGCAAUGUCACAACUCACUCAUUUCGCAUUCAUUGGCCUACAGGAACACUACGACGAGUCGGUCAAGCUGUUUUACAAAACCAUGAAAUCAUCAGUUGAUCCACCAAAGUCUGCAUUUGAAGUUCUCAACAGGAGGAGGUCGGCCAUGCAGUUGUCUGAACGUGAUUUGAAUCAGAUUCAAGCAUCAAACUCGUUGGAUGUGCAGCUCUACUCAAUGGCAAAGCGACUGUUCUACGAACGACUUUGCGAAGCCAAGAUUGCAUGUCAUAAAGAGAAUUCGUAAUAUUUGAACCUGAUUCGUUGCAUUGUUAAGACUGUUGACCUACUACAUUGUAGAUAUGUAGUAAAAUAAAUAAAUAAACAAAUAAAUAAAUAGAUAGAUAUAGAUAGAUAAUGACUAAUAAUUAAUAUUUAUGUGUUAGUGGUUGAAAUUCUUUUGAUUUAGUAGAUGGCAGUGACAGAAUUACAAUAUGUACAAGAAUACACUAAAAAUGAGAUUAGUCCAAGAAAGGAAUUGCUGUAAUCAUGCACAAAUAGAAAUUUGGU